AUGUGCAAGUUGGAGAUGGAAUGUCAUUGUCUGGUACAUCUUUGGGAAAAUACUGUGGAACUACAAUUCCCGAAAACGUUCGUUCAAGUCACCGUAAUCGUUAUAUGUGGGUUCACUUCUACUCUGCCACGGAUUAUGCGGGUAGAAAACCACACAGAGGAUUCAAAGCCACCUUCAAGGCCGUAUCAAGUUCAGGUUGUCUACCUUUGUUUUAAAAAUUAGAGGUUGAAUUUGUUGUAGCACGUCUCAUGCACCGUCAACACGACUAUCUUUUCAACGCUACGUGGAAACGAUCCCUAGCUUCAGAUAACUCUGCUUGUUUGACUUUUGUUUCUCUUUUUUCUUUAGAGUCUCGUGCUUGGAUGACAGCCAUUAUUGUAACUGUCAUAGUGUUUGUUGCACUGAUAUUCCUUUCCGUUUGCUUGGCUGAACGAAUUAAAAGGCGAAACAGAGAGGUAGCGGAGAGGUUUCCAAUGGCUAUAGUAUCACGCCGUAUUCCGUCUGAACCUGUUGACACCACAAUCCCUCAAGUAAGUCGCGCUCCAGUUUCAACAAACGCAGAUAUACCACCCCAGAUUACCCAUACCCAUUAG
Molecule: messenger RNA, 593 nt
Organism: Pocillopora meandrina
Lineage: Eukaryota; Metazoa; Cnidaria; Anthozoa; Scleractinia; Pocilloporidae
Source: the annotation of a GenBank genome assembly